Molecule: messenger RNA, 2484 nt
Organism: Babesia microti strain RI
Lineage: Eukaryota; Apicomplexa; Aconoidasida; Piroplasmida; Babesiidae
Product: conserved Plasmodium protein, unknown function
Exons: 10
Coding region: 1-2484 (827 amino acids)
Biological process (GO): endosome to lysosome transport; regulation of autophagosome maturation; endosomal transport
Cellular component (GO): late endosome; endolysosome membrane
Source: RefSeq, a predicted model, not a curated record
AUGAGAAGGAUGAUAUAUUCACUUUCAUAUUUAGAACUCCUAGAUUCUCUAAAGAAAAUAAACGCAGUAUUGUCACUUAGCCCUUCACCCAAACCAGAAGUUAUUAUUGAUUCCCUCAUGCGCUUAUCACAAAUCCUUUCCGUAAAUGAUGAGUAUAGGGAAUUUUUAUAUGAUUACUUCUGUGAAAAUAAUUUGUUUGGCAAGGUCGCAAAUCUAGUGUCGAAUGAUGACAAAAAUAUUAAGGUACAGAUGCUGCAGACGAUAAGCAUUAUUAUCAAAAAUCAGACAUCAAAUAUUUGGUUAUAUUAUAUUUUUGGCAACAAAGGACUAGAUAGGAUAGUUAAUGAUCAACAUUUAUACGAAGACGACGAUUUGGUUGCAUGGGCAAGUUCACUCUUAAAAAUGUUAUCAUUCUUACUGGAUGGGACCACAAUCAAGUUUUUCAUUAACCCUGUAAAAAAUGAUGGUGAAUUCCCACUUUUCACUCAAACGCUAAAGUUGAUUAAUCACUAUGAUUCAAUGGUCCGUUCACAUGCUAGAAUUUGCACUCUCAACAUACUAAGAGUGAAAGACACGCUAAUUGAUAACUUUAUUUCACACAAUAUUCAAACAUUCUAUGUUCUACCCAAUUAUCUUUUCGAAUGCUGGGAGACCAUCAACGAUAAAGUUGAUAUAAAUUCCAUGUCAAACAUGUCUGGAGUCGCAGCUUCAUUGAUUGAAGCGGAGGAUUAUUUACUGUAUUUGAAUGACUUAUUUUCAAUAGAUUUCACUAAAUCAAAACAUUUGCUCAACUAUAUUAAAAAUGAAUGUUUUGACAAACUAAUUGACAUAAUAAAUAUGCCAUUCACUGAAACUUAUCAUACCAGUCGCGAUAAUAUCAUAUUAUUAGACAAUAUGCACUUAUCAGACGAAGCAUCUAAGUUUAAAAAAGAUGCUCGCAGUCAUACAAUUAAUUUGACUCUGGAUACUGGCACGACUUAUAAUAUGAGUGAUAUUGUACAUGAAGUAAUUCAAGCAAACACCCCUUCAUCGAUUUCUUCCCUAUUCUUACCCCCUUCUGCGGGAGAUGAACUGCUACCUUGCGAUGAAAGCACUUAUAGAGACUCAUAUACCCCGGAAGAUUUAACUAUUGAGGAACAUACAUCUGACGUCAAGAGGACAUUUCACCCACUUACAGCUGCCUACAUUUUUACACAGAUCCUCAAAAUGGAGAAGGAUAAAAAAUGUACCAAUCUAAGCCAAUGCUUUGAAGAUUUAAGAGGCGUUAAAUUUUUUAACAAAAUUAGGCCAUUUCUCAAUCAAAUAUUUGCCUCAAAAUAUGAAUCUGUCGAUUCAUCAUUAUUAAUAUUGCUAGAAUUCAUAAAUGCUAAGAUUGAUGAAAUUGCUGCAAAUGAAUUGGAACAGAUAAUACUCAUAUUUGUAAAUAUGUGGAAGUUAGUGUCUGAUAUUAUGGAUUGGAACAACCUCACCAACAUAAAACUCCGCAUUAUAACUUUGCGUAACCUAACAUCACUAACUUUACAAUUAAAUGCCGUGAAUCGGAUUAUAAGUCUAAUACCACAUGUGAAAAUGGAAGAAGUAUUUCUAUUUGAACAUUUGAGUAUUAUUUGGGAUGAAUGGAUGAUCUUUAAAUCAACAUGUGAUUCCCAUUGCAAUAUUGGAUACCAAGCAUUGUUUAUCCCUCGUUUUAGAACGUUUGGCUCUAUUAUGAUACAAUUUGGCAAAAAAGUUGACUUGGAGGUGGAGGGGGUGAGGACAAGUAACUUUAUUCCUCCGUAUUACCUUUUGCCAGCAUCACCAGUUGAUAUAUUUAGAUACAGCUUGCAGGUAGCAUUGCUAUUUUCUAUGUUAAAAAAAUUGGCUUACAAACUGAGUAGCUUAAAGCAAAUAUUUGAGUGUUGUCCAUUGGUUAUGGACAACUGGAACAUAGGUUUUAUGUUCGGGGGAAACCUAAAAAUAUCCCCACCAAAUUUGUCACCUAGUAAAAUUCUUAGACUGGGCGAUAAAAUAAACUUGUCUAAUUCAAUCAUUUGCAGGUUGGAUACUAAGACAAAAACGUAUAGAUAUUUUAUCGCAAACGAUAUGCUAUUCAUUCUUGCUUCAUCUGAUAAACAAUCAAGAACUGAAUUUGAUGGGUUGUCUAGCGAAGAAGAUGCUUGGGGGGAAAUAACCUGCUUACACCCUCUUUGGAACAUCACAAUUAAGGAGUUUGGGAAAAAUUCGCUAACUGCACGCAUACUAUCCACUCCAGGAACAUCCCCGAAACUUACACAAAAAAGACAGAAAUAUUACGAUAGGGAAAGAAUUACUGGUACAACUGGCUGCCCACCUGCUUUGGUCAAAUACCAAUUAAUUCUGCAUUUUGACGAGUUGGAAUCAAGGGAUCAGAUGAUACAGCAUGUGUCUAAAGCGUAUGAUAGAUUGAUAGAGAAUUGUCAAGAAAGUUUCAAUUUCUAUAUGAAUUGUGAAGCUAUAAUUGAGUAA